CCUCCAACAUCCCUAGCUUCUCAGCCCUGCAUGUGGAACCGCAAACAGAAGCACUUCAGCUCUCCCCAGUCUCCGGUCAUCGCAGUGGAGUUCGCGGACCAAGGUGAAAGAAUAUUUUUCUUUCUGUCCACGAUCUGCCAUGAUUGGCAGAUAAGACCCCGGGCCUCUAACCCUGGGCUUUCUCGAUCACAAAUGAGGAGAUACCGGUCUGUUGGUGGCUGAUCUGCUCGUAGAGCAAACUCACCGGUAGGAUCGCGAACUCUCUACUUGAGCGUCAUUUUAUGGGUUCAGGAGGUAUAUUUUCCUUGUUGUGCACAUCCAUGGAUACCUACCUAGGUAGUAACCAUCCUUUGAGUAAUAGAUGGUUUCCCACACCACCACUGUUGAAAAUUUGGUAAUCAGCAGUAAAAACCCCCGAUUUUCUUUUUUCCUCUUAAACCCCUAUCCUUCCCCCUUCUCUAUUCAGUCCAUUUCAUCCCAUUUUUACCUUGCCCUCAAGGUUUCCGACCAGGUAAUGAGAUAAGUAUCCAAGAUGGAGUCAUCGUUAUUUGCGACUCUCGUCCAAGUCGAGUCGAACUCGCUCGCACGGGAACAUACUCUCCCAGCAGCUCCACAGAGAGUACUAUCUAGGACCUAUCCUGCCGUUCCUCAGCAAGAUCCAAUUGAGUUAACAUCCCUUCGAUACUCUCGCAAUGACAACAAUUCCUCUAAUGCCACAACUCCUCGAGAGGAGAUUGAUCUUGAGAUGACCGCUCCGGGAACGCCAGCUGAGUCAUCCGAGCCGGUAGAUGCUGUCGAUGCUUUACCAGGCUUAAACGACCCGCCCAUGAACAAAUUUCGACUGACAUCGUGUUGCCUCCAAAAUGUCAUGGCGGGCUUGACUGAUUCUGCCCCUGGUGCUCUAAUUCCCUACAUGGAAGCUGAUUAUGACAUUGGAUAUGCCGUGGUAUCUCUCAUCUUCAUAGGAAAUGCUAUGGGCUUUAUCAUGGCGGCGCCUUUCGUCGACCAGAUCCGGCAGCGCCUUGGGCGGGCCAAGACCAUUGCCCUCUCCCAGAUUUGCAUGGGCGUCGGGUACAUUCCUUUUAUUUGCACAGCGCCAUUUCCCCUAGUGGCAAUAUCCUAUUUCUUACUCGGCUUCGGAUGCGCCAUUCAGCUGGCUAUCGGCAACGUGUUCUGCGCGAACCUACGCAAUAACACGACGAUGCUAGGGCUUAUGCAUGGUAGCUACGGCGUAGGUGGCAUCGUCGGUCCCCUUGUUGCAACAGCCAUUGUAUCUAGUGGCGCGGUCUGGAGCCGGUAUUAUCUCCUGACCCUCGGAUUCGCCAUCUUCAACACCUGCUUCUCGACCUGGUCAUUCUGGAAUUAUGAGAAGGAGCUUGGUGGCGUCGAAUCGAACAUACUAACCGAGACUAGCUCCCGCGGCGAUAUGUCCAUGAUGCUUCUGGCCUUCAAGUCUAAGGUUGUCAUCUUAGGAGCCAUCUUCAUUUUCGCAUAUCAGGGAGCCGAGGUAUCGAUCUCCGGAUGGGUUAUCUCCUUCUUGAUAUCUGCCCGCAAUGGUGAACCUUCAUCUGUCGGAUACGUGACGUCUGGUUUUUGGGCUGGCAUUACCAUCGGCCGAUUCUGUCUCUCACCUAUCAGCUCUAGGAUCGGCGAGAAAUUGUUCGUGUACUUCCUCGUCAUCGGUGCUGCCGUCUUCCAGCUGUUAGUCUGGUUAGUCCCCAACAUCGUCGGCGAGGCCGUGUCGUUGUCUAUUGUCGGAUUACUUCUCGGCCCCGUUUAUCCGUGUGCUGCCGCCAUAUUUACGCGAAAUCUGUCUCGCCGCGAGCAGGUGAGCGGCAUGGGGAUUAUCAGUGCCUUUGGUAGUUCUGGUGGUGCCAUGGCCCCGUUCACUACUGGUCUUCUCGCCCAGGCUGUUGGUACAUUUGUUAUGCAUCCUGUUGCUAUUGGCUUAUUCACGGCCAUGUUAGUGUGUUGGUUCGUCUUGCCUGAUGCUAGGAAGAGGACGGAAUAAUGAUGAUGUUUUUUGGAUGCUGCUUGGCUAUUGAUAGCGAGUGCAACGGCGUGGAAACUUUGUGGGUAAACACAGGCGGGUUAUUCAUAUGGAUGACGGAAAACUUGCUUUAGGAGGCUAGGUUGAUAUCUUGGGAAAAUGGUGGUCUCUGAUAUACUAGUCAGUUAAAGGGAGGUAGGUAAUUAUUUAUAUGGUAUGGUAGUUAGGUUAUGGUACUUCCAGCGACCCAAAAGUCAAUUUCAAUUUAUUUCUAUCACUUCCCACCUUCUCUUGAGCACCCUUAACUCCUUUUGAAGCACGAUAAAAAUUGUAGCUAGGUGGUUAGGGCCUCAUGAUGCGUCAAAAAAGGUGGAGCACCAAUGCUAGUAGAUGGUAUAGGGGUAUUUCACAUAAUUACUGUUUAAACAG
Messenger RNA from Annulohypoxylon truncatum, 2419 nucleotides. RefSeq names its product MFS general substrate transporter. Gene Ontology annotation, molecular function: transmembrane transporter activity. Gene Ontology annotation, cellular component: membrane. NCBI's taxonomy places the organism in Eukaryota, Fungi, Ascomycota, Sordariomycetes, Xylariales, Hypoxylaceae. The transcript is spliced from 3 exons. Gene Ontology annotation, biological process: transmembrane transport. The record is from RefSeq and is a predicted model, not a curated record. Bases 533 to 2011 code for a protein of 492 amino acids.